Messenger RNA from Ichthyophthirius multifiliis, 312 nucleotides. RefSeq names its product leishmanolysin family protein, putative. Lineage: Eukaryota; Ciliophora; Oligohymenophorea; Hymenostomatida. The transcript is spliced from 3 exons. The record is from RefSeq and is a predicted model, not a curated record.
AUGCCUAUUGAAAAUAAUAGAGGGAAAAAAUCUGCAGGACCUCAUUGGGAAUUAACUGCUAUUGCAGACGAACGCAUGAAUGCAAGUUUCCAUGCUGAAAUAAACGAAUCUAUGGAAGAGUAAAUGUUCUAUGGAAAAGGAAAAGGCUGUAAUUUCAUCGUUGGUAAAUGUGAUUAAAAAAUAGAGAAUUUUGUAGCCCACCAUGGAUCUUCUAAUUAUAAUUUUGGUUAAUUUAAAGAUUCUGAUUAUAAUACUUCUUGUUAUUGCGCCAAAGAAUUCUAAGGAAAUAACGAUUAGUUAAAAAAAUUAUGA